This is a messenger RNA of Vombatus ursinus (common wombat), 3267 nucleotides long. Its product is annotated as lysine-specific demethylase 5C. Gene Ontology annotation, cellular component: nucleus. Lineage: Eukaryota; Metazoa; Chordata; Mammalia; Diprotodontia; Vombatidae. The record is from RefSeq and is a predicted model, not a curated record. Gene Ontology annotation, molecular function: histone demethylase activity; DNA binding. The transcript is spliced from 20 exons. The annotation marks the transcript as partial. Gene Ontology annotation, biological process: chromatin remodeling.
UUUUUAAGAGUGUGACGAGGUUGCGGCACAGUCAAAAUGGCGGCGUUAGAAAAUUUUAGGCAACGUCGUUAGAGAGUAUCAACAAUUUUUCAAAAAAUUUAAACAGAACCUGAACGAAUCACACAAGUUGUGUUUGAAGCCACGAUGGAGGCUGGGCCCGAGGACUUCGUUCCCCCACCGGAGUGCCCCGUUUUUGAACCGACCUGGGCCGAGUUCCAGGACCCUCUGGGAUACAUCGCCAAGAUCCGGCCCAUCGCCGAAAAGUCGGGUAUCUGCAAGAUCCGGCCGCCAGCGGACUGGCAACCACCCUUUGCUGUGGAAGUAGACAAUUUCAGAUUCACUCCAAGAAUCCAAAGACUGAAUGAAUUAGAGGCCCAAACCAGAGUGAAGCUCAACUACUUGGAUCAGAUUGCCAAGUUUUGGGAGAUACAGGGUUCUUCCUUGAAAAUCCCAAAUGUGGAGCGGCGAAUCCUGGAUCUUCACAGCCUCAGCAAAAUUGUAGUGGAAGAGGGAGGCUAUGAGGCCAUCAGCAAAGAUCGUCGUUGGGCUCGUGUGGCUCAACGCCUUAACUACCCAGCUGGCAAAAACAUUGGUUCCCUGUUACGCUGUCAUUAUGAGCGAAUCAUCUACCCUUAUGAGAUGUACCAGUCUGGAGCCAACUUGGUGCAGUGUAAUACCCGUCCAUUUGACAGUGAAAAGGAUAAGGAGUACAAACCCCAUAGCAUCCCUCUGCGUCAGUCUGUGCAGCCCUCUAAAUUCAACAGUUAUGGUCGACGUGCUAAAAGGUUGCACCCUGAUCCAGAACCAACUGAAGAAGAUAUUGAGAAAAACCCAGAACUGAAGAAAUUGCAGAUUUAUGGAGCCGGCCCCAAGAUGAUGGGCCUUGGGCUUAUGGCCAAAGAAAAAUGUCUUAGAAAAAAGGUCUCAGCUUCUCAGGAUAAAGGUGGACCUGAAUGUCCUCCCACAGCGGUGGUGAAAGAGGAAAUGGGUAUAGAUCUGAAACUAGAGACAUCUUUCCCCAAAACCUUUAUGGAUGGAAAGGAGGAACUCUUUCACAGCAUGGAGCCAUGUACCAAAAUGACAAUGCGCCUUCGGAGGAACCAUAGUAAUGCCCAGUUUAUUGACUCAUAUGCGUGCCGACUAUGUGCUCGGGGAGAUGAAGAUGAUAAACUCCUGCUGUGUGAUGGCUGUGAUGACAAUUAUCACAUUUUCUGCUUGCUACCACCUCUGCCUGAGAUCCCCAAAGGUGUCUGGCGUUGUCCAAAGUGUGUCAUGGCGGAGUGUAAACGACCCCCAGAAGCAUUUGGCUUUGAACAGGCCACAAGGGAAUAUACACUUCAAAGUUUUGGGGAAAUGGCUGACACAUUCAAGUCUGAUUACUUCAAUAUGCCUGUACAUAUGGUACCCACAGAGUUAGUAGAGAGGGAGUUCUGGCGGCUUGUGAACAGCAUUGAAGAGGAUGUGACUGUGGAAUAUGGAGCUGAUAUCCAUUCCAAGGAGUUUGGUAGUGGUUUUCCCAUUAAUGAUAGCAAGAAGCAUUUGUCUCAUGAGGAAGAGGAGUAUGCAGCCAGUGGCUGGAACCUGAAUGUUAUGCCUGUUCUGGAACAGUCAGUCCUAUGCCAUAUCAAUGCUGACAUUUCAGGCAUGAAAGUUCCUUGGCUAUAUGUGGGCAUGGUUUUUUCUGCUUUUUGCUGGCACAUUGAGGACCACUGGAGCUACUCCAUUAAUUAUCUUCACUGGGGUGAACCAAAGACGUGGUAUGGAGUACCCUCAUUUGCAGCUGAACACCUGGAGGAGGUGAUGAAGAAGUUGACGCCUGAGUUGUUUGACAGCCAGCCUGAUCUCCUUCAUCAGUUGGUCACACUUAUGAAUCCCAAUACCCUAAUGUCACAUGGAGUUCCGGUUGUCCGAACAAACCAGUGUGCAGGAGAAUUUGUCAUUACCUUUCCCCGUGCUUAUCACAGUGGCUUCAACCAGGGUUACAACUUUGCAGAAGCUGUGAAUUUUUGCACUGCUGAUUGGUUGCCUGCUGGACGUCAGUGUAUUGAACACUACAGACGACUUCGGCGUUACUGUGUCUUCUCCCAUGAGGAGCUCAUUUGCAAGAUGGCUGCUUCCCCUGAGAAACUGGACUUGAAUUUGGCAGCAGCAGUACAUAAGGAGAUGUUUAUUAUGGUGCAAGAAGAACGGCGACUACGGAAAGCCCUCCUUGAGAAGGGCAUCACAGAGGCAGAGCGUGAAGCCUUUGAACUACUCCCAGAUGAUGAGCGCCAAUGUGCCAAAUGUAAAACAACAUGUUUUCUCUCAGCAUUGGCUUGUUAUGACUGUCCUGAUGGGCUUGUCUGCCUGUCACAUAUUGAUGACCUCUGCAAGUGCCCCCGAAGCAAACAGUAUUUACGAUACCGAUAUACACUGGAUGAACUUCCUGCCAUGUUACACAAGUUGAAAAUUCGGGCUGAGUCUUUUGAUACUUGGGCUGGCAAGGUUCGAGUGGCCUUAGAGCUGGAGGAUGGACGAAAGCGCAGUCUGGAAGAGCUAAGAGCGUUGGAGUCAGAGGCUCGGGAGCGUCAUUUUCCUCACAGUGAACUUCUGCAGCAGCUGAAGAAUUGUCUGAGUGAAGCUGAGAAAUGCAUUUCCCAAGCCUUGGGGUUGGUCAGCAUUCAGGAACAAAGGGUAGACCUUCCUCGGCUGACCCUAGAAGAGCUUCAGGCCUUCAUUGAACAGAUGAGCAGCCUUCCCUGUGCCAUGCAUCAGAUUGGGGAUGUCAAAAGUGUCUUAGAACGAGCAGAGGCCUUCCGGGUAGAGGCACAGAAAGCUCUGGCCGAAUUACCUGCCAGCUUGCCCCUCCUUCCAGGCCUACUGGAAAGGGCACAGCAGCUGGGGAUUGAGGUGCCUGAGGCCAAACAGCUGAGGCGACAAAUGCAGCAGUGCUACUGGCUGGAUGAGGUGAGACGAACUCUAGUUCCCCCUGCUCAGCGGGGCACCCUAGCAGUUAUGAGGAGACUUCUGGCUUUGGGUGCCAAUGUAGCACCCAGCCCUGCUGUAGAUAAGGCUCGGACUGAGCUUCAGGAGCUACUCAACAUUGCUGAACGCUGGGAGGAAAAGGCCCAUCUCUGUUUGGAAGCCAGACAAAAACAUCCUCCUGCCAUGUUGGAAGCCAUCAUUCAUGAAGCAGAGAAUAUUCCUGUCCACCUUCCCAAUAUCCUGGCACUCAAAGAUGCUCUUGCCAAGGCCCGAGCAUGGAUUGCAGAUGUGGAUGAAAUCCAG